UCUCGGCAACAUUGCUAUCUUGCGGAGGAACCCUUCAACCUGUUUCAACCUUCUUCGACCAGGAACCGAUAUCCUUCUUCUCGAUCCUCGAUCCUCUGGAUAUCUGGCGUGAAAUGAUACCCUGAAAGAGAGAUUCGAUCGAGAGAAGAAUUAUUCGUUUGAGUUCCUGUUCCGAAUUCUGUGUGGAAUCGAGUUUCGUAUUUAGUCAGAUAAAAACCUGUUUUACCGGGAGAAUAGCACGCGCGAAGCGAGAUGGAGCAAGAGGGAAGACAGGAUGCGGAUCGUGUCGCGGAUUCGAGAUGGAAGACGGAUGCUCCUUGCCUGAAAAUGGGCAAUUUCGUUCUGAAGAUGGAUUUCGACGAGGGCGACGAGUAUUUUAGGGAGAAGGCGAGGGACGAGCUGCGCGAGACUCCCGAGAUAGUCGAGCAAUCUUUGAACGACUUCAGGACGAUGGUUAAAGCCGAAUCCAAUCUCGUUGUCCCGGAUGACGAUGAAUUUUACAAGAAAUUCCUGCGUCCUUGCAAAUGGUAUCCAAAGAGUAGUUUCGAGUUGAUGAAAAGAUUUUAUAAAUUCAAGUUGAACAAUCCUCGCUACUCCCGCGAUCUGUUGCCGAGCAACGAGCAAAAAGUGCUGUGCUCAGAUAUCGCGAUACCGUUACCCGAUCGAACGGCGGACGGUUGCAAAAUGAUUUUAAUCAACGCUGGGAAACAAUGGAAUCCAAAGCUAAUAACCAGCGACGAAAUACUUCGAACUACGAUGCUGUUGAUAGAGAUUGCUAUAAACGAGCCUAAAACGCAGAUUUGCGGGAUCCACACGAUUAUAAAUAUGGCCGGGUUCUCAUUGAGCCACGUUACACACAUCACACCGAGUUUCGCCGCGGCGAUGACCGAGUGGAUACAGAGAUGUUUGCCCUGUCGAAUAAAGGGUAUACACAUAGUGAAUCAACCCUUCAUAUUCAAGAUGGUUUACGCUAUAUUUAAACCCUUUCUUCUGGAGAAGACACGUAAGAGGCUUCACUUUCACGGCACCGACAGGGAAGCUUUGAUCUCUUUCCUCGGAGUGAAAAAUUUGCCUAUCGAGUUUGGCGGAGAGCUCGAGAUGCCGAACGAGCCGAUUGGCCGAAACAUUUAUGAAUAUGUGCGAAACAAAUUUGAGAAAAAGUUCGAAGAGACCAAUAAAUUUGGAUACAUCGUGAAUGAAAAAUGAUUGACAGGAGGGAGAGGAUUGUUGAAUCGAUUUAAAGCGCGACGAGUUUCAAGGUAACGUUGUUGAUGGAUCUCGAUCAACAAUCGAAGCAACAAGGUAAAUAAAAGAGGUAAAAAGCCGGGAAUGAUGAGAAUAAUUCAAUAAUUCAAUAAAAUUUGAGUACUCGAACUGGAGUAUCGUUAUAGAGAAAGGUCAGAGAUCCGAGUCGUUCUACCGUUGCAACGAUGAUCGAUGAUCUUUUUCAUUCUUGUUGGGUAAUUUUUUUUACUUUUGAAAUAAAAAUAAAAAUAAUAUCCAAACGAAUAUGAUAACGAUAUUAGCUUGUAUUUGUUUUUUUUUUUUGUUACUGAUACAAUAAAUAAAUUUUUGCAAUUGACUUUGAGCGUAAUAAUAAUAAUAAUAAAAUAAAACAAUUAAUCGACGUUACUUUUUGAUAAAAGUUAUAUUUUUUUUAAUCCGCAAAAUUAUACGUCACGUUGUAACAAUUAUUGAUUGUUUGUUGUCACACAAUUGACUUAAUUACAUAAAGAAAUAUUUUAAUAUUUAGGAAAUAUUUAGAUGGAAAAAUAAUUGGAAAUAAUAAAAAUGUUCCACUUCAGGGAGAAAUAGUGACAGAAUUGAUACAAUUAUCGUGUAUAAUCACGGAUAUGUAAACAGGAUUUUUUUUUAAUUAAGUAUAUAUUUCAUAAGCGUAUACCCUUGAGAUAAACCUCUUUGUCCUUGCAUAAUAAAUUAAUCAACAAGUUUUUACAAAUUUAUUAAAUAUAUCAGCUGGUAAUAACUUCUGAAGAAGGCCUUUUUCAAACCCUUUUCUAAAUUAUCAAGUUAUAUUAUGAUAAUAAAUUUCGAAUCGAUUUCAUCUAUUAACAGAGAAAAAAAAAAGAAAAAGAAAAAGAAGAAACGUAUGAUAAGUAACAUUAAAGUAAUACAAAAAUAAUAUUAUAAAUAAUAAAAUUAUUUCGUACAAAAUUAUCUAUUAAUUUAUAAAAUAUAAUUUUAUAUAUAAAAAUCCCUUAGAAGAAUCUCUCUCACUCUCACUCACUCAUUCAUUCAUUUUCUCUCUCUCUCUCUCGCUAUAAUAAUAUUCUAAUUCUAAUCCUAAUUCGUGUAUAAUAAUAUGGACAAAUACAACAAUUUGGAAAAAGUUUGCGCUUCUUUUUCCACUGCUCUCGUAAAAAGUACCGUUUGUUGUUCAAUUUAAUCGUAUAAUUUAAAUUAUUGCAAUAAUAUUAUUAAAAAGGUCAAACUAGCUAAUGAUAGACCCCGCUUAUAACAAUCAGAUAGAUAACUAAGUAGGCUAUGCGCUGAAUCCAGAUCCAGCGUGUUAACGAAGAGGAAAAAUCCACAGCCGACAGAGUUUCGCAAAAAAAAAAA
Apis mellifera (honey bee) is the source of this 2580-nucleotide messenger RNA. RefSeq names its product alpha-tocopherol transfer protein. The transcript has 7 exons. The record is from RefSeq and is a predicted model, not a curated record. Gene Ontology annotation, molecular function: phosphatidylinositol bisphosphate binding. The coding region runs from base 253 to 1206 and encodes 317 amino acids. NCBI's taxonomy places the organism in Eukaryota, Metazoa, Arthropoda, Insecta, Hymenoptera, Apidae. Gene Ontology annotation, cellular component: membrane.